AUGGAUGCAUCGAGGGUUACCCAACUGAAACAAUUCGUCGACCAGUGCAAGGCCGAUCCUUCUGUCCUCUCCGAUCCCUCCCUCUCCUUCUUCCGUGAAUACAUCGAAAGUCUUGGAGGGAAGAUUCCUACUUCUGCGAGCGAGGCCGGGAGUUACAAAGCGAAGUCUCGUGCUAUGGAUGAGAGCGAUGAGGAUCUGGAUGAUAUAGAGGAGGAGGUUCACCCUAAAUACGAUGAAGAAGAAGAGCCUGAGAUAAUUGAGUCUGACAUUGAACUGGAUGAGACUGACGUUGUGGAGCCUGAUAAUGAACCCCCACAGAAGAAGGGAGACCCUAGCAUUGAAGUUACUGAAGAAAACCGAGAUGCUUCUCAAGAGGCUAAAAUUCAGGCUAUGGAAGCAAUUUCUGAAGGUAAGCUUGAAGAAGCAAUUGAGCAUCUUAACAAAGCAAUUCUGCUUAAUCCUACCUCAGCUAUUAUGUAUGGAACCCGAGCUACCGUGUACAUCAAAAUGAAGAAACCAAAUGCUGCUGUUCGGGAUGCCAAUGCUGCUCUUGAGAUCAAUCCAGAUUCUGCGAAAGGGUACAAAUCCCGAGGCAUGGCUCGAGCAAUGCUUGGCCAGUGGGAAGAGGCUGCAAAGGAUCUUCACUUGGCUUCGAAGCUGGACUACGAUGAGGAAAUUAGUGCUGUACUUAAGAAGGUUGAGCCCAAUGCACACAAAAUUGAGGAACACCGCAGAAAAUAUGACAGGCUGCGCAAAGAGCGAGAAGACCGUAAGAUUGAGCGUGAGCGUCAGCGUCGUCGAGCUGAAGCUCAGGCUGCAUAUGAAAAGGCUAAGAAGAAAGAGCAGUCAUCAUCCAGCAGAAGACCUGGAGGUAUGCCAGGUGGAAUGCCUGGAGGUUUUCCUGGUGGAGGCUUUCCUGGUGGAAUGCCUGGAGGCAUGCCUGGAGGUUUCCCUGGUGGCAUGCCUGGUGGAAUGCCAGGAGGUAUGCCUGGAGGUAUGCCUGGAGGUUUCCCUGGGAGCUCACCUGGCGGUAUGCCUGGGAAUGUUGAUUACAGCAAAAUACUUAACGAUCCUGAAUUGAUGGCGGCAUUCAGUGAUCCCGAAGUUAUGGAAGCCUUUCAAGAUGUAAUGAAGAACCCGGCUAACUUGGCUAAGCAUCAAGCAAAUCCUAAAGUGGCUCCAAUUAUUGCGAAAAUGAUGAGUAAAUUUGCUGGACCCCAGUGA
Fraxinus pennsylvanica is the source of this 1224-nucleotide messenger RNA. The record is from the annotation of a GenBank genome assembly. Lineage: Eukaryota; Viridiplantae; Streptophyta; Magnoliopsida; Lamiales; Oleaceae.